Messenger RNA from Talpa occidentalis (Iberian mole), 2076 nucleotides. It is a transcript of the gene MEIOSIN, whose product is annotated as meiosis initiator. The record is from RefSeq and is a predicted model, not a curated record. Bases 337 to 2070 code for a protein of 577 amino acids. Gene Ontology annotation, molecular function: protein dimerization activity. The transcript is spliced from 13 exons. Lineage: Eukaryota; Metazoa; Chordata; Mammalia; Eulipotyphla; Talpidae.
AGGUCUGCUGCGCCAUGUGGGUUGCUCCCUGGUGGGCCGGGGAAACUCAUGCUGCAGAGGCUGCGGAUUGCUUCAUAGUGCGAUGCUUAACCCCCUGCGCCAGCAGGGAGGCCCCCAGGUGAUGAUUUUAGGGCACACAUUUACAGUUUGGGAUUGAUGGGCUUCAGUUUCAGUGGUCAUGGUUUAAUCUGGCCUCUGCUCCUGUAUUUGUCGGGGUUUGGGCCUCGUCGGGAUCUCAGGAUGUUCUCAGGAACACUAGGUGGGAAAUGAUGCCCAGGCUGCCCAUUCCUCUUGGAACCUCAGAAGUCACUAAUAAUUCUCUUUCCCUCUUUUCAGAUGUGGGGUUCCAGCAGACUCUUGUAUUCCCCUGAAUGGCCCAGAGCCAGCCCCCUGAGUCCCAAUGACAGGAAGCAGAGAAAGAAUCACACCAGCAAACUGCAAGAGCUGGCACUGCUGCUCCCUAUGGCCCUGAAGAUUGGCACCAAGAAGCUCACCAAGAAGGAGAUUCUGCUGCAUGUCCUGCACUACAUCCACUUCCUCCAGAGGAACAUCGAUGUGGCCAAGGCCUUGCUCAAAAUCUACACCACCGAUGGGGACAGUACACUUCGGGGAGGAGGGCUGGCAUGGAACCCAGCGGCCGGACCCGCAAGGCAAAGACACUCCACUCCAUUGAGCACCCCACACUCUCGGAAGUCCCCUCUGCAGGGAGCCUGCCGGAAACCUCAGAAGAAGUGGUGGCCCUGGGAGUCAGAACGCCACAGCCGGGCCCAGAACCCCCGCCGCUAUCUGGCCCUGGUUAAGCCCAAGAAGCAGGAAUCCCCAUACCCAGAGCAGCAAGGAGGAACUGCCUUGGGGGCCACCACCCCUCCCAGUUGCGCCUACUCCUACAGUCUCCCCCAGGCUGCAUCACCUCUGCCUCCUGGCGACAGAAAGGGCGUCAGGUCCUGGCUGACGUUGCUGGAUGUGGCUGAGAACAGCGUCCACUGCGGCACCCCAGGCUGCUGCUGUGGAAAGAGAGCCCAGCCUGGUGGGCCUUACUCUGCCUUAGAGGACCAGCAAGGGGCUCAGAGGCUCCAGUUUCUCAACAGGACACAGCCCUUUCCCAGACAGAAGCUGGUGUUCGACUCCAGUGAGGAAGCGGACAAGGAGGACCCCAACGCCGACCCUUGGCUUCCUGCCUGGACCCGAGAGGACAGCCCGCACGGGAGUCCACUGGCCUUGGAGCCACCCCAGAUUGACGACUAUAGUGUAACAGGCCACCUGAGCGAGAUCCUGGGCCUCAGCCCUUCCCUCUUCAGCUCCCUGGGGAAAAUGCUGCCUGAACAGAUCUUGGAGGACGACACCGAGUACCUGACUCAAGCGCUCUUUGAGGAAGUGCUGUUAGAGCCUGUGGCUUCGCCUUUGGCCAGCAUGCUCGAGGAGCCACGGAAGGACACACCCUCUGAGGCCCCCGAAGACGCGCCCGGCCCCCACGGCCUGUGCCCGUCCUCCGUGUCGCUGGACCACUGCUACCUCCCGCUGAGUGGCAACGGCAGGGCGCCCGCCAGCCCCAGCUCCGCGGACACAGACCCGGAGUCGGACACCCAGGCCGACCCCAAGGGCCUGCUGUCCUCCAGUGACGACGGCGACUACACGUGGACCCCCAGCCGCCGGGCCCCCGCCCUGGCCACGGUCGGGAGAAAGGCCCGCAAGGGCCGGGGCCCUGUGAAGCCCAAGGAGAGCAAGGCCGCCGCCGGCCCCACCCAGAUGAAGAAAAAGUGCGUCAACGGCUUCAUCAUGUUCUGCAGGAUGAACCGGAAGCAGUAUAUCCGAGCCUGCCCUGGUACUGCGUCCACCGCUGCCACCAAGGAGCUGGCCCAGCUCUGGCGGGUGAUGACCCAGCAGGAGCGGAGACCCUACUGCAUCAAGGCGCGCAGAUUCAGCCGCCAGCACAACCGCAUCGUGAAGCAGGAGAGCUCCGGCAGCGAGGACGAGGACUGGGAGCCCCCCAAGCCCUUCUACCAGCUUCUGGCGGAGAAGGCCCGCAGCGCCCCGAAGCCAGCCCCGCCGCCGCCUGCCCCCCGGGUCUGAGGGCUG